AAUUAGAUAAAAAGAUUCAAGUUAUGUAGUUCAAUCCAGGUCCCAAUGUGGCUACUAAUUGCUUGACUUUUCUCUCAUUCGAUUAUCGAAGGUGUAUAUCUCUAUUGGAAUUCUCGGUUCCACCCAGUCCGGUUUCUCGGUCAUUUCCCCUAAAGGUUUAGAGUAAGUAUUGCUUAGCGUGUCUCACUAGAGUGAUUCUCCUCGUUAUCUCGAGAAAUCGCUCCGAGUUGAUUUGGCGCUUGGAACGACCAUUAGCACUACUCAGUAGUGUUUCUCCCCUCAUUUUCUCUCUCUAAAACAUAGAUUUUCCUCUGAUAUCAAUAGCGAAUUCCUAUAUAAGGGUAAGGUUCUACCUCGUUACCCGAUCAUGGCUGCGUCACAGCAGGCGGUAUCGCUUUAUAAACAAGCUGGGAGCGUCGACUCUAGACGCUCUACAAGUGAGGAAGGAAGUGAGAUGGAGGAGUUUGAGAAGGUGAGAUCAGGAGGUGACGAGAUAGACGGCAGUUUUGCACCGAUCCAGGCACCUAUAGCCGACGAAGAGCGGAUGCAGAAGGUGCACUCUACCAACUCACGUCCUAUCGAACGUAGCUGGUCUUUAAAUGAUGGAUACAGCUGUCAUACGGCGGAUGAAGAAGGUGUCGAGAAUGUCUCUGGCAAUGAAGGGGGCGAGGCCAAUGAAUCGCAUGCUUUUACCGUUGGCUGGGACGAAAAUGAUCCGAUGAAUCCCCGAAACAUCAAUACCUUCAGGAGAUGGAUUAUUGUCAUUAUUUGCUCGCUGGGCUCUCUUUGUGUGACUUGCACCUCGUCCAUGUAUACCGCUACCUACGACCAGAUAACGGAAGAGUUCAACUGUUCUCGAUUGAUUGCAACGCUGGGGCUAUCGUUCUUUAUCUGGGGACUUGGCAUUGGCCCACUGAUUUUAGGACCACUCUCGGAGUUUUAUGGACGAAGAUAUAUCUAUAUAACAUCCUUUGCCCUGUUUUUAAUCUGGCUGAUUCCGUGUGCCGUGGCUAAAAAUAUCGAAACCAUGAUCAUAUGCCGCUUUUUCAAUGGUAUCGCCGGGAGUGCAUUUCUCAGCGUUGCAGGUGGAACCGUAGGAGAUUUAUUUGCUCGCCAUGAACUAAGCGCGCCUAUGAUGCUCUACACAGCUUCACCUUUCGUUGGACCUGAAGUAGGACCAUUGGUUGGUGGAUUCAUAAAUCAAUUCACCACAUGGCGCUGGACAUUCUACGUGCUUCUUAUCUGGACAGGCGUAUUGCUAAUAUCCAUUGUUCUCUUUGUCCCAGAGACCUAUCAUCCGGUACUUUUGCGACGGAAGGCGGAGGCGAUUCGCAAAGAAACUGGAGACCAGCGAUGGAAAGCUCCGAUUGAAAAGUUGAAUCGCUCGAUAGCACAGACAGUGUUAAGCUCAAUUUACAGGCCUGUGCUUCUCCUGACACUGGAGCCCAUGUGCUUGUGUCUCUGUAUAUUCUCCGCCAUUUUGCUGGGUAUAAUUUAUCUUUUCUUUGGAGCGUUCCAGUUAGUAUUUGGCAGUGUGUAUGGGCUUGAGCUAUGGCAGCGCGGUCUUUGCUUUCUCGGUCUUUUUGUGGGAAUGGUUUUUGCUAUCCUAUCCGAUCCAUUUUGGCGCCGUGUUUACCAACGCUUGGAAGAGAAACACAAGAGAACUGAGGGAACAACGGAAGACUUCCAACCAGAGUGGCGACUGCCUCCAGCGAUCCUCGGCGGUCCUCUUGUUACCAUGGGAUUGUUCAUAUUUGCUUGGACAAUAUAUCCUCAUGUGCAUUGGAUUGCUCCUAUCAUUGGCAGUGCAUCUUUUGGGGCCGGGACCAUCCUUGUUUAUUCGGGCAUUUUCACUUUCUUGGUCGAUGCGUAUCCAAUUUAUGCCGCAAGCUCCCUAGCAGCGAACAGCUUCGCUCGUUCUACGUUCGGAGGAGUCUUUCCUCUUUUUGGAAUACAAAUGUACAACAGUCUAGGAUACCACUGGGCUUCUUCGCUUCUAGCUUUCCUAACGCUUCUUAUGGCGCCAUUCCCGUAUAUCUUUUUCCGGUAUGGUAGUCGCAUUCGGCAAAAGAGCCGAUUUGCCGCCCGAUAAAUAUCCACUUCUUUCCGGGACAGAUGGAGGGUUCGUAUCUCCAUACGUAUCUGAAUCUGCUACUGCCUAAGGUUCAUACUGAUAUAGUAUGAUUUUGGUUGAAUUGGUGUGCUUAGAUAUGGUAGUACAGAGGGAAGGGUGACGGCUUUUACUGGUCGGGCAAGGGUCCAAGCGUGUAGAAUAUAUUUACGUAGACAAAAGUGGUAGAUUCGAAUGCACAAAUAAGACUAGAUAUUGUGCUCUUGGACUACACUGGGGACGGCUAGUAUGUCCGGGAUAGAAUAUUCGAUAUAUGUGAUAUCGUACCGUUUCAUAUGGACUGUGGACCGACCAAUAUACGAUAAAAGGCUUCCAUUUGCUUGGGAUCCUUUAAUCACCAAUGUUGCCUCUACCUUGCAGUUGAGUUGAAAACAGCUACGCUCUGCUUCAAGGUAGGCUGAAACGCAAUGAACAAAUCAUGAAAUAACAGAACACGAACAGAGUAUAGCACGAAGCUUGUGAUGAGUGAGGGUGUCAAACCAGGCAGAUUGGCAAACGGCUUAAGCUCUUUCAGCUGUCAUUCACGCUUGCCUGGGAGAAGAGAAUGGGCAGUAGGUUAGGGCUGUUGUGGCCCGGGAGCCGAGGCAAUUCCUGGAUUUGAUAUAGCGUUUGAUGGUCGGGGAAAGACGGAAGAGUGACGAGGGAGAUUUCCGAGAACAGCCGGCAUGGCUAGGGGAAAAAUAAAUGGCUC
Messenger RNA from Aspergillus alliaceus, 2822 nucleotides. Its product is annotated as MFS transporter. The record is from RefSeq and is a predicted model, not a curated record. Bases 368 to 2092 code for a protein of 574 amino acids. Lineage: Eukaryota; Fungi; Ascomycota; Eurotiomycetes; Eurotiales; Aspergillaceae. Gene Ontology annotation, biological process: transmembrane transport. Gene Ontology annotation, cellular component: membrane. The transcript is spliced from 11 exons. Gene Ontology annotation, molecular function: transmembrane transporter activity.